Prosopis cineraria is the source of this 1810-nucleotide messenger RNA. RefSeq names its product protein RMD5 homolog. The record is from RefSeq and is a predicted model, not a curated record. The transcript is spliced from 3 exons. Gene Ontology annotation, biological process: proteasome-mediated ubiquitin-dependent protein catabolic process. The coding region runs from base 453 to 1613 and encodes 386 amino acids. Gene Ontology annotation, molecular function: protein binding; ubiquitin protein ligase activity. Lineage: Eukaryota; Viridiplantae; Streptophyta; Magnoliopsida; Fabales; Fabaceae. Gene Ontology annotation, cellular component: cytoplasm; nucleus; GID complex.
UGAAAUAUAAACAAAUUAUUCUUAUCCUUCAAUCGGUAUGUUCUUCCAACUUCUAUCAUUUUCCUCCCCCUUUCUAAUCUCCCAAUCGUAUUUUAACGGAGAUACUUUCUUGUCCUCCUCCUAAGGAUCUCGCUUUCCUCCUUCGCUUUUUGGCUCGUGCUUUCUACCUAUUAGACGACGGUCUUUUUCCUGUCAAGAGCCAGUCCGACUCUAUUUUCUGGCCAUCGUUUCCGGGGAGCUUUGUGUUUCAGUCCGUAGCUUGCAAGAUACAAGGAUAAGUAAAUUGAGAUCCAAAUUAACGUCUUCUGUAGCAUCAACGGAGCCGUCCCGGCUAAGGCAAGUUUGAAGAAAUCCAGUCUUCAUGCUUGUUGAUUCUUGACAUGAGUCACCACUUCCUCAAGCUUACGUAGCUGCUUCUCUUGUCUGGAAAUUGAAUACAGCUGGUAUUAAAUAUGGAGUUGAAUACCAUUAAAGAUGCAUUUGACCGUGUUACUAAGAAGCAAAAGUUACCUAGUUCUAAGAUUCGAGAAGCGAUUGAUCAGAUUAACCAAGAAAUUGAGAAAGCUAUGAACAAGAUUCUGUCAGCCGAUGGUCCAGACUCUACGCUUGAUCACAGAUCUGUCCUCAGUGAACUCAAUACAAGUUUACAUAAUGUUUCACCACUUGGCCAACUGGAAGGUCCGCAAAAGGAGCUUAAUAUAGCACUCACCAAGUAUGGGAAGAUCCUUGAGAGAUCCUUCAACCCUGAUAUAUCAAAGGCUUAUAGAAAUAUUGAUUUUGAUAUACACACACUAAAUCAAAUAAUUGCGAACCAUUUCUAUCAUCAGGGCCUCUUUGAUUUUGGGGACUCCUUUAUAAGUGAUGCCAGGGAACCAGAAGCUGCUGCCGUUAUGAAAUCUUCAUUCCUGGAGAUGUACCAAAUACUCGAAGCAAUGAAGAGUCAGGACUUGGGGCCUGCCCUCGACUGGGCCACCACUAUUUCUGAUAAACUCACACAAAAUGGAUCUGACCUUCUUUUGAAACUUCAUUCAAUGCAAUAUUUAAAAAUAAUUCAGAGUGGAAAUAAAGGUGAAGCUCUUGAGUACGCUCGAACUUACCUUUCUCCUUUUGCUUCCAGUCACAUGGUUGAUGUCCAGAAACUUAUGGGCUGUCUUCUGUGGGUCGGAAAGCUUGAGCGGUCUCCAUACCAUGCAUUACUAUCACAGAGUAACUGGGACAGGCUGGCUGAAGAACUAAAAAGGGAGUUCUGCAAUCUCCUGGGUCAGUCAUACAACAGUCCUUUGAAUGUGACUGUGGCAGCAGGGAUUCAGUGUUUACCUCCUCUUCUUAAAUUUAUGAAUGUCAUGGUAGGGAAGAAGCAGGAAUGGCAGUCCAUGAACCAGCUGCCCGUACCAGUUGAGUUGGACCGUGAAUUCCAGUUUCAUUCUGUUUUUGUUUGUCCUGUGUCGAAGGAGCAAUCCACUGACGAUAACCCUCCUAUGUUGAUGUCGUGUGGCCAUGUCCUUUGUAAGCAGUCUAUCGCAAAGAUGUCCAAGAAUAGCACAAAGGUGUUUAAGUGCCCAUAUUGUCCCACUGAUAUCGACGCAGCACAAUGCAGGCAGUUAUUUUUCUGAUGUCAAUGAACUGUUUGAAAAAAAACACACACCCUUCCUCCCCCUCUCUCUCGUGUAGCAAAAAAAUCUUUGUUGUAGAGAAGUUCCACUGUGAAGCAGGGGCAAUUAUCGUGAUGGCAGAAACCCAUGCCCUGUUGUGAUGUCUGUUUGUUUGAACACAAGAAAUUCUUUAUCAAAAAGCAAGUUCUUCAAUUGCA